CGGCGCCCCGCCGCGGGGGCCGGGGCUGCGGGAAUCGGCGCCGUAGGGCCGGAAGCAACAACUUUAUAUGGCUCAUGUCUGACAACAUGCACCACCAGUGGCUGCUUCUAGCUGCAUGCUUUUGGGUGAUAUUCAUGUUCAUGGUUGCCAGCAAGUUUAUCACAUUGACUUUUAAAGAUCCAGAUGGCUAUGGUGCCAAACAAGAGCCAUUAAUACUGACAGCUGUGACAAAAGUGGAGGAGGCACGUGUGCCAGAGGAAAAACAUUGGACUAAAGAAUUCCAGCCUACUGGAAAAGCUUUCACUGGAAAUCUGCUACGCCAUCCCUUUGUUCAUAUGGAAAGACUUGAGCUUCUCCGGAAUGUCUGCAGAGACACUGCACUGAGUAAUCUCUCUCACACUGCAGUUUCCAAAUUCGUCUUGGACCGAAUAUUUGUGUGUGACAAGCACAAGAUCCUGUUUUGUCAGACGCCAAAAGUGGGCAACACUCAGUGGAAAAAAGUCUUGAUCGUUUUAAAUGGAGCAUAUUCUUCCAUAGACGAGAUCCCCGAAAGCAUUGUACAUGAUCAUGAGAAAAAUGGCCUUCCACGUCUGUCCUCCUUCAGUGACUCUGAAAUUAAAAAGCGACUGAAUUUAUACUUCAAGUUUUUUAUUGUUAGAGAUCCAUUUGAAAGACUUAUUUCUGCAUUUAAAGACAAGUUUGUGCACAAUCCUCGCUUUGAGCCUUGGUACCGACACGAAAUUGCUCCCAGCAUCAUUCGUAAGUACAGAAGAAAUCGCCUGGAGACCAAAGGGCUGCAGUUUGAGGAUUUUGUUCGCUAUCUGGGUGACCCCAAUCACCGAUGGCUGGAUGUCCAGUUUGGUGAUCACAUUAUUCACUGGGUAACCUAUGUGGAACUCUGUGCUCCCUGCGAAAUCACGUACAGUGUGAUUGGACACCAUGAAACCCUGGAGGACGAUGCUCCCUACAUUUUGAAAGCAGCCGGCAUAGACCGUCUGGUAUCGUACCCCACGAUUCCGCCAGGCAUAACAGUGUACAACAAAACAAAAGUAGAGAGGUAUUUUUCAGGAAUCAGCAAGAGAGACAUAAGACGCCUCUAUGCUCGGUUUGAAGGCGACUUUAAACUCUUUGGGUAUCAGGAGCCAGAUUUCUUGUUUAAGUGAUGUUUGGGAGAAGCUCUGGAGAAGUGUCUUAAUUGAAACCUGUGUGAAUACCAGCUGCAACACUGACAGAGAUGAGAAUGACCUUUUGUUUUCUAGCUUUUUGAUGUUGCUCCGUUCUUCCAUGAAACAUGUGUCAUAUGAAGAGUUAGGGGCUUAAAGUUGUUGCUUACUGACUGUAUUUUCAAUAUGUGUCACUGCAGUCUGUUAGGAAUGAAGUCAGUUAUCUAAAACACAGGAUUUCACUUCUCUCCCUUCCUUGCA
Molecule: messenger RNA, 1424 nt
Organism: Lagopus leucura (white-tailed ptarmigan)
Lineage: Eukaryota; Metazoa; Chordata; Aves; Galliformes; Phasianidae
Gene: CHST10
Product: carbohydrate sulfotransferase 10
Exons: 6
Coding region: 75-1163 (362 amino acids)
Biological process (GO): proteoglycan biosynthetic process; carbohydrate biosynthetic process
Cellular component (GO): membrane
Molecular function (GO): sulfotransferase activity
Source: RefSeq, a predicted model, not a curated record